This is a messenger RNA of Branchiostoma floridae (Florida lancelet), 1404 nucleotides long. Its product is annotated as snRNA-activating protein complex subunit 2-like. Gene Ontology annotation, biological process: snRNA transcription. The coding region runs from base 189 to 1220 and encodes 343 amino acids. Lineage: Eukaryota; Metazoa; Chordata; Leptocardii; Amphioxiformes; Branchiostomatidae. The transcript has 10 exons. The record is from RefSeq and is a predicted model, not a curated record. Gene Ontology annotation, molecular function: RNA polymerase II general transcription initiation factor activity. Gene Ontology annotation, cellular component: nuclear body.
GUUGAUACUAGUUCUAGUGAAGCUUAUAUUCUGUCGACAAACGUCUAAUUUUAGAACAGCUCCUCCAAUCAUGUACUAUAGAGGAUUGUCCCCCGAUAAGCGUCCCAUGAGCCUUCGAAGCAAGAUGGCUGCCGAGUGCUGAAAAAAAAGUUGAUAGGUGACAAGUGUCCAAAGAACAGAUCAGCAGCAUGAAGCCACCAAAGAGACAGAGGAAAGCAGCAGGGGGCUAUGUGCACAACUCAGCCAGUAGCUACAGGAGGUUUACUUUGUCGACCAAAUGGAGCCUGAAGGACAAGAAAAAGCUCCUCAGUGCACUGAAAAAGGUCUCAAGGCAGGAUGACUACAAUAUCAUCAAGAAGUAUGUAAAGAACAAGACAGUGGAAGAGAUAGAAGAAUAUGUGACACAGAUGAAGAAAAGAGCAGAGUCACUUGCAAGCAAAGGCAUUGAAAAGGAAAAGCAAGCUGAAAAAACUCCAGUUGAGACCUGGCUGGACACCUGUAGUGACCUGAUGAGUGAGGUUCCACCUGAGUGUUUACAGGCAUUCUCUCAGGUGCUGACUGUUGCCGCUGCAGAGCCAGCUAACUUGGAGGAGCCAGAUGACUCACCUGACUACCCUGCCAUCUAUAACUACCUGUCCUGUCUCCUGAGGAAUGCUCCUCCUCCAACACUCAAACCUCUAGAUUCUGCAGUUGUUCUAGAGCUUAUCCAGUCCCUGGCUGACAGACUGAAGACUACAGACCUGUCCCAGCUGAAGGACUGGCUACAGAGGAGGUAUCAUGACCUGAAGAAGUCCUACGUUCCUGAGAGAUACUGGCAGAAUCCAUUCAACCUUACAGAGGAGGAUCUUAGUCUUUGUGAACCUCCAUCGACUGACCACGAUAAAGUAAAGGAUUCAGCAGAACAGAGAGUGAACAAGAAACAAACAUCAGACGGCAACUCUCGUGGACGUAACACAGAAGCAGCUUCUACAGCUGACAUUCUAGAUAGUAAGAGUUCCAGUGAGGACACAGCAAGACCUUCCACAUCAACUGUUGAGCCUUCAACCUCCAGUGCUGGUACAAAGACGCGAGGAGGCGGAAAAAAACAAAUGUCUGUUGAUGGCGGCACCAAGGAAGCUGAGGAAAUCAUCUGUUUGAAUCCACUACGGAUUCCUGCCAGAUAUCUGGAACUGGAAAAGUUAGACUUUGAGAAGGAAGAAAGUGACAGUGAUGAAGAGUAAAACCAGAACUGGGAACCGGUGUGCGAAGUUCCAAUCAUCAAAGUCACUUGGUUGGAAAAAGGGACAUUUUGUCAAACCCGUUUUGCUCCUUUUUUGUAUCAAUAUUAUUGAUUCACAGAUGAUAUGCACAAUAUGUGCCAAUUUGUAAAGUUUUGUGUGAAUAAACCAAACACUUGAAAGUAAA